Lactuca sativa (garden lettuce) is the source of this 1877-nucleotide messenger RNA. Its product is annotated as leucine-rich repeat receptor-like protein kinase PXC1. Gene Ontology annotation, molecular function: ATP binding; protein kinase activity. Gene Ontology annotation, biological process: protein phosphorylation. The record is from RefSeq and is a predicted model, not a curated record. Lineage: Eukaryota; Viridiplantae; Streptophyta; Magnoliopsida; Asterales; Asteraceae.
CUCAGGAAACAAUGCAGCAAGUCAAAGGUUACCUACGUGGUGUAUUUGGGCAGACUCUAUUUCCAAUUAUGCCCUUAGCAGAUAGCGAUAACUAGGGAUGUGAAAGAAAGGGUUAAAGUAGCCAAAAUCUGUGAUGUGAAUAGAGGACAACAGCCUGAAUUUUCAAGGUAGAAAUAGUCUGUCGCAAGGAUAUUCAGAUUCUUGUUGUUGAGCUUCAGGAAGUCCGAAGUUAUUUAUUUUUCAUUUUUUUUUAUUUGUCUCUAUUCAACAUUCCAUAACAAAUUAGUAGAGAGAUGCAACGUCAUGUCAUGUCUGCACAACUUGUUUUAAGAACUUAGAAGAAGAUUGACAAUCAGAUAAGUGUUUGAAGAAAUCGAUGAUGAUGUUAAGCUGCCUGACAGUAGUAUUUGCUCUAUCUGUGAGUGACGUUACAGGUAGAGGGUCAAAAGAAUGGCGUGCAUCUGCUCCGGCUCCACCACCUGGGUUUAAUGAAGAAAAUGGCAAAGGGACUACAGAUCAUCAUCAUCAUCAGCAGCAUGGAGUGUUGUGGUCUGAACUUGUUAUUGUGAUAGCAUUAGUUGUCAUGCUUGGGUUCGUGGUGAAUGUGGUGAUCAUAAGAUUAUUGAAGGAAAAAACGAAGGUGAAAAACACCAGCACCCCUGUUGUUGGAACUAAAACCUCCUCCCCAGUGUCAGUGUCAGUGAAGGAAGUAGUAAAGGUGGAAGACACAAAUCCAGAUCCAGGCCUUGUUUUUUUUGUAGAACAAGAGGAGCAAUUUAAUUUGCAGAGCCUUCUGGAUGCAGGAGCUGAUCUGCAAAACCAAAACUACUGCAGCAGCCUUUACAAGGUUCAGCUUAACAACAACAACAACAAUUUUGCUUAUGCAGUGAAGCGAUUAAAGAAAUUACAGGCGCCAUGUGAGGAGUUUGAUCGCACAAUGGCAAUGGUUGGGAAGUUGAACCAUCAAAACAUUCUUCCCCUUGUAGCCUACAGUUGUCAGGGUGAAGAGAAGCUUCUCAUUUACAAGUAUCAAAACAAAGGGAGCCUCCUGGCACUCAUGGAAAGGCAUAUUGAGGGGAAGAUCGAAUUCCCAUGGAAAGUGCGGUUGUCUAUAGCGGUUGGAAUAGCAAGGGGUUUGGAUCACAUAUACAAAAGUGAUCCGGGCAUUCCCCAUGGAAACAUCAAGCUUUCCAACAUUUUGUUGAAUGAAAACAAGGAGGCAUUAAUAAGUGAAUACGGAUACUGGAAUAUGGUUGAUCCGAAAAGUGCUAGCUUGCAGAGAUCAAGUAAUGGCUAUGGCAGCUACACAGCCCCUGAGAAAUGCUCAUCGGAAAAAGGAGACGUGUUCAGCUUUGGGGUGAUUCUGUUGGAACUGCUGACAGGGAAGAUAGUGGAGAACAGUUACAGUGGUGGGUUGGACCUUCCAAAGUGGGUCAAGGCCAUGGUCAGAGAGGAGUGGACAGGGGAGGUGUUUGAUAAGGAGAUUGCAAAGGUUGGAAUGUAUGCUUUUCCUCUGCUGAAUGUUUCCUUAAAGUGUGUUGCCCAUUUUGCUGAGAACAGACCUUCCAUGGCUGAGGUUUUGGAGACGAUACUUGGUGUUGUUGUUGAGGCACAGGAAGAGUUUUCUUUUUCUUCCACCGACUCAACCCCCCCACACCCACACACACACGAUGCUGCUCAUGUGCUUUAUUCAGUUGCAGAGGAUAAGGAGGAGGGCUAGGCUAGCUAAUAUAAACACCUCUCGAUCAAUCAUUAACUAAUAUCUUGUAUAUACAGAAACUAGAUUAGUAGUGCAUGUUUAUGUUUUGUUUUUCUACCAAUAACUCAAUGCCAUGGCUAUUAUUAUACUGUACGACAUUGUUCCACUUGAAGAAGAA